CUCACUGCAGCUCCAUUUGUCCUGAAGUUGUCUGUCAGUGUCUGGUCCAGAGAGUAUAUACUGGUGUACUGUGUAUGUGUGAAUGUGUGUGUUUGUAUGGUAGUGUGUGGUGCGACUACCGGCGUUUGUGAAUUUUGUGCAGUCACAACGAAGAGAAACUUUCAAUUGUGUGAUAAAGCAAUGGCUGCAGCAGAGGUGUUAAGACCACAUUUAGGAAAUAUAAGAGUGCCUGGUAAAACAGAGAAGAUCUUCAAAGAUGAAUGUGCAUUUUCUUUUGAUACCCCCGAAACGGAAACUGGGCUUUACGUGAGUCUUGCCAGUUUCCUGGGGCUUGGUAGAGAGCAUGUUGAACGCUACUACCAGAAAACUGGCAAUGCUGUUUAUUUGCAUAUUUUAAGACAUAAAAGAGAGAUACCUCUAGAACAGCAAGGUGAUGGACCUGAAAAAAAAAUAACUCGAUUAGCAAUUGGUGUUGAAGGAGGAUUUGAUCCAGAUUGUGGGAAGAAAAAAUAUGAAUAUGAAGACGAGUAUUCUGUUGUUGUUUUACCAAGUUUUUCUUCAUUUCCAUGGCCCAACUCAGAAUUUCCAGAGAUAAUUUCAAAUUCUGUGAAGGCAAUUAUUGAGGCAGAUUCUGCCAAGAAAUUAAUAGAAUUGGAGGCUUUGGCUGGAACUUGGGAUGGAGAGACUAGAAUAGUGUCAAAGCAUGCUGCAACUUUACUUCAGCUGGAUAAUGGAAAGAAAAUUCCUCCCAGUGGAUGGAAGUGUGAGAAGUGUGACCUGACUGAAAACCUGUGGUUGAACUUGACCGAUGGAUCAGUGUUGUGUGGCCGACAGUUCUUUGAUGGAAGUGGAGGAAACAAUCAUGCAGUGGAACAUUAUCAAACUACAAAUUAUCCCUUGGCUGUAAAACUUGGAACAAUUACAAAGGAGGGCAAAGGAGAUGUGUACAGUUACGAUGAAGAUGACAUGGUGGAGGAUCCAAAUCUUGCUCAGCAUUUGGCUCAUUUUGGAAUCAACAUAACCCAGAUGGAGAAGACCGAUAAAUCCAUGCUGGAACUGGAAAUAGAUUUGAACCAGCAGACUGGUGAGUGGGGAACUCUGCAGGAAGCAGGGAGCCGACUGACUCUAUUGUAUGGUCCAGGAUAUACAGGAUUAGUAAAUCUUGGCAACUCGUGUUACCUCAACAGCAUCAUGCAAGUUGUGUUUACCCUUCCUGAUUUUUGCAAGAGAUUUGUAGAUGGAGCUCCUGCUAUAUUUAAUAGUGCACCAUCUGAUCCCACUUCUGACUUCAAUGUACAAAUGGCCAAACUUGGUGUAGGCUUAAUGUCAGGAAAGUACUCCAGACCCCCAGCUGAGCCUGGUGUUGAAGAUAGUCAACCUGGAAUAUCACCACAUAUGUUCAAAGCAUUAGUAAGUCGUGGCCACCCUGAAUUUUCUACAAAACGGCAGCAAGAUGCACAGGAGUUUUUCAUGCAUCUUAUAAAUACGCUAGAGAGGCACAGUCGUCACCAGCAAAAUCCAUCAGAAUGUUUCAAGUUUUCUGUUGAGGACCGCUUCCAGUGUUCGGUAUCAAAGAAAGUGAAGUACACCUAUAGGGCUGAGUAUAGUUUGCCCUUGUCAAUACCUUUGGAUGCAGCUACCAACAAGGAAGAGGUGGCAGCAUAUGAAGCUCGUCGAGCAGAGAUGGAAGCUAGGGGGCAGCGCAUAGAUCCAAAUGAGUUGGUGAGGCCUCAUAUCAAAUUGUUUUCCUGCUUGGAGGCUUUCACUCGACCUGAAACUAUUCCUGGUUUCUAUAGUACAGCAAUAAAUGACAAGACCACCGCACAAAAAACUACUCGUCUGGCUUCAUUUCCUGAUUAUUUGCUUCUUCACCUAAAGAAGUUUACGUUGCGAGAGGAUUGGGUGCCAAUCAAGCUUGAUGUGGCAGUGGAAAUGCCAGAUACCCUAAACUUGGAUGCACUGCGAGGCUCUGGGCUGCAGCCUGGGGAAGAGUCAUUACCAGAGCUGACGGAGGCUCCUGCUCCAGAGUUCAACCAAGCCCUGCUUGCUAUGCUAGUGGACAUGGGCUUCCCACUAGAAGCAUGCAAGAAAGCUGUGUAUUUCACUGAUAAUGCUGGGGUAGAUGCAGCCACUGCAUGGCUCAUGACCCACGUAUCAGACUCUGAUUUCUCUGAUCCCUUUGUACCUCCUGGGACUGAUCGCAAACAAGGUGCAAAGAAUUUCAUUCCUAAUGAAGAAGCUCUUGUUAUGCUCACAUCAAUGGGUUUUACAAGAGCUCAGGCCACAAAGGCUCUCAAAGCUACUGACAACAAUAUUGAGCGUGCAGCUGAUUGGAUCUUCAACCACCAGGCAGAGUUAGAUGCUGAUGAGGCCCCUGUAGGGGCUACGCCUGCAGAACCUGCCUUCCGAGAUGGCAAUAGCAUGUACCGUCUAGUAGCAUUCAUUUCACACAUGGGUCCAUCUUCUAUGGUGGGCCAUUAUGUGUGUCAUAUUCUAAAAGAUGAUAAAUGGGUUCUCUUCAACGAUAACAAAGUGGCUCUGUCAGAGAAUCCCCCAAAAGAAUUGGGUUACCUCUACCUCUAUAAACGAAUGUGAAAUGGAGGCAUCGAAGUCUGCGUCUCAUCUGUAAGUGAAUAUAUUGCAAGUUAUCACUCCAAUUUAAUUAUUUCAACUGCACUGGGUCAGAAGACAUAUUGCAGUAUUCAAAAUGAACAUGGCUUGAAAGUUUGCUAUUUAAAUAUGGAAUUUAUAUAAAACGUGAAAGAUCACUGCAUUUAUUGAUUUUUUAAGAAAUUAGUGUUUUAUUUCACACAUAAUGCAAAGUCUUUUGUGGAUAUUUGAUACGUCUUCACUUUCAAGUGGGUUGUGUGUUUGUUGUUGUUGUUUUUGUGUUUUUUUUUGUUUAGAAAAUGAUGUUUAUUGGUGUUGUAUGGACUUCGAUUUGUUUGAUUCAUCUAGUUUGUUCUAAUAGGAAUGUCUUGAUCAGUUUUUCCUGCAAAUAGUUAUGUAUGGGGCAAGCGUUUUGGAAAUCUUAAAUAUGUAUUUUUAUACAUUUCAUUGCCUUAACUAUUAUGCAAAUAUUAGUGAUUACAGACUUCUGUAUAUAAUGGAAAGUAAAUGAGGUUUAUGAAAAUACUGGAUGUACUCAUAUAUAAAGUAAGAUUGCUUAAUGCAAACAACAUAUUUAUUUGUCAACUGAUACAAAAUUAAGUGUAAACAAUUUUUAUAUUGUAUAAAUUACUGUAAAAAAUUGACAAUAAAUGUAUUGGUUAUAUCAGUCUAUCAAUUUCUUAUAAUUAUUUAUUGAGGAAAAGAUUCAAUGUACAUUAGUUGGAACUGUUUUUUAAAUGGCAUUAUAGGAUCUGCGAUUUACAAGAUUGUCAGAGCACUUGUGGGGAAACGUAAUUCCAGCUAAUAAAAUAUCUUGAAGGCCUUUGAGAUCUUUAAUACAUGGCACUAAAACACUCACAAUCAAAUAGGGCACAAAACACAAAGAUGCUAUCCACCAUGAUAUGAGAAUAAGAACCACAAACCAGAAGAUAACAUUAAAGGCCUCUGCUCCUCCUUUUCCAGCUCCCAUUUUUGUUUGUGAGCUUUCGCUGGCGAGGACGACGGGCGGGCGGCGGGCCGUGGCAGGCCUGUGUCGGCGGACAG
This is a messenger RNA of Gryllus bimaculatus (two-spotted cricket), 3654 nucleotides long. The record is from the annotation of a GenBank genome assembly. Lineage: Eukaryota; Metazoa; Arthropoda; Insecta; Orthoptera; Gryllidae.